Patella vulgata (common limpet) is the source of this 1233-nucleotide messenger RNA. RefSeq names its product WSCD family member AAEL009094. Gene Ontology annotation, molecular function: sulfotransferase activity. The transcript has 3 exons. Bases 62 to 1033 code for a protein of 323 amino acids. Lineage: Eukaryota; Metazoa; Mollusca; Gastropoda; Patellidae. The record is from RefSeq and is a predicted model, not a curated record.
ACUGAGCAUUAAUAUACAACAUGUCUUGAUAUUUAACACGUAAUCUGUAAAAUGUCUUACGAUGGGUCGACGAGGGACGUACCACAACAGAUUUAUUUGGCUCAUCAUCUGUUUAUUAUUGUUAUUGACUGGAAUUUUAAAACUCAAUCAUAGACCUAAAGAUGAAAAACUGUUCGUACAUGUUAACAAUCAGAGGGUGUGUCCAUUGAAGCUCAGAUUUAGUAACUUAUCAUUAACAGUGACAGCUUUAGCCAGUUUUCCUGGAUCGGGGAAUUCUUGGUUGCGUCACAGAUUGCAACAAGCAACGGGUAUUUACACGGGUUCUGUGGACGAUGAGAAAUUUAUGAUAGACAAUGGAUAUCUAGGAGAAGGAAUUACCGGCGGAUCGGUCCUUGUUGUCAAGACUCACCACAGAUAUGAUGAUCAAAGAGGAAUAGAUGGGCACUACAAGAAAGCUAUUCUUCUUUUAAGAAAUCCAUACGAUGCCAUUUUAUCAUGGUUUCAGCUUGCUCUAACAGAUAACCACACGGCCACUGUUUCUCCACAAAAAUUCUGUUCGGCGUGGCCAAAGAACAUCUCAAAUCUGAUUAGAAUAUGGAUUCGUUUUGUAGAAUCUUGGUUGAAGUUCCCUGGACCAUUACACUUGGUGUUUUACGACGGCCUGAAGACAAAUCCAGUAGAAACUCUUCGUGAUUUAUUGUUGUUUUUAGAUCAACCAACCUCGACAUUAAAAUGUGGGUUAAUAAACGACGAAGGCGUUGCUCACAGAAAACUGCAAGUACCUGUUGAUGGCUUGUACAGCAAAAAUAUUAUUUCAAAACUAAAUAGUCACAUUUACGAUGUUUAUCUGGCCAUAAAGGACCUAAAUGUGAAAAACAAAGCUUUAGUGUUUUCGUGGGUGAAAUACUAUAAAGGUUACGUGACACCGUGGUAUCAAUCGCAUUGUGAAGUUUUAAAUAUCACAUCAAAUGAACGAAGAAAUUCGGCGGAAGACAAAAUAACAUAUAUAAAUGACGUAGUUUUUAAAUAUUAGGGUAGUUUUAUUGGCAGCUUUCACAAAGGCGAAAUUUAACUUUAUAAAAACAAAUGUGAAAACGCCGUUAGAAUGUGGCACACAGCUAAAACGCAUGAUACAUAGGUGGUACAUGUAACUGCAAUUUUAAUGAUGAUGGUAAUGUAACUACGGGAUAAUUAAAUAAAGAAAAUCUUUGUUGGGUAUCGUUCUAAAAAAAA